Molecule: messenger RNA, 1215 nt
Organism: Acaulospora colombiana
Lineage: Eukaryota; Fungi; Glomeromycota; Glomeromycetes; Diversisporales; Acaulosporaceae
Source: the annotation of a GenBank genome assembly
AUGUCAACGUCGGUUAGACCUCGAAGUGGCUCGCAAGGUCAGAAUGGUAACAACAAUGAGGGAAAUCAGGUUGGUGAACCACAGCAACAGCAGCGGCAAGAAACACAAUCAGUUUUUCAGUCGAUCAUACAAGUGAUCUUUCGGAUUAUGAUUGCAUACUGGAUUGUCAGUCAAAGCAAUCAGCCAUCUACCCCGCCACCGAUUAUCAACGUUCCACCUGGGGUAGAUAUUCCGCAAAACGAUCCCACUUUGGUUAAACCAAAGAAUCUUUAUCCGUCAUGGCCGUUAGGUUGUAGCAUGGACUUACGCGUUUAUAUCUCUGAGAAAGAAUAUUUUACCAAAUUUGAUGAUCCUUCUUCCCUUGUAUGGCACGCCUCAAACAUUCAUUAUGGAGACUGGAAAGACGAAAGAGAGAAUUACUUGGAAAUUCAGACUUCCGCGGCUGUGCGAAAUAAUGGCUCCUUAUAUGCACAUAUCUUUCUUACUCUCGAAAAAGCAACUCCAAACCCAUUCGAGCCCGGAUAUCAGGACAACAUGAUAGUUUAUACGCGCGAAUUGCUGACAAGGUAUCUCCCGAAACGAAAGACGGUUAAAACCAAAAAUCUUAUUCGCGGUAGCGGUGAAGAUGAGGAAACAGAAGAAGAUGAUACAAGUGUGGGUGAAAGACAAAUUGUUUCUUAUUGGAACAGGAAUCUUACACUUAACAUUGUUUCCGAUUAUGCUGUAAUCCCAUAUCAUCAAUUACCGUCCUCAAUUACACCAGUUAUUCCAUUGGAUACAAGUAAAUACAUAGAUCCAAAUACACAAGGUGGAUACUAUCUUCCUGUUCUAUUCGCCAAUAACUUUUGGGAUACAAGCUGGAUGAUUUUGAUUGGUCAAGGUGUCUCAGUUGCUAUUGAAGUGUGGAAAAUAAAAAAAGCAGUCGACAUCGAGAAUUCAUUUUUACCUUAUACCAUAAGAUUUGUGGAUAAACACAAAUUGUCCGAAUCAGAAGAGAAAACGAAGGAGUACGAUAGGAUCGCGUUCAUUUAUCUGUCCCGGAUAGCCUACCCUUUGUUGGCCGGGGAUGAUGUGAUCUUUUUUGUGUACUUAUAUCAACGUUGGGUAUAUCCAACUGACAAUAAGAGAGCAAAUGAAUAUGGCCAGGUAGAGGAUGAUGAGCCGAACGCGGAAGAGAAAAGUGAACAAAAAACGGAGAGCAAAAAGGAUAAAUGA